AAUGUGGCAGGCAGAGCUGAUGGUUUAUAGCUGUCUGGCAAUCCCACCUCAUGUUGUAGAUCUCAUAGAAGGAGAUUAAUUUCUUUCCCCUCCGUUGAAAUGAUUCAAAAAUAGCCAUGUCAUCAAACCCAAAUAAAAAAUGAGUGACAGAAGAAAAAGAUAUUUGAAGCUCACCCAAGCCACUUUGAGUUUUUAGAAAGAGAAGACCCUAAAGGUAAAACUAACACAUUUAAAAACUAUUUCCAAAAGGCCAGAUGAAAGAAGAAGGUUCUCUAUGAUUAAAAACAUGGACAUCUUCAUUGGCUCCAAUCACCAUCCCAUAGUAAUCUGUGAUGCUCAUGGCUUGAAGAAAUUUUGGGAAAAAAUAAUUGAAACAUAUACCAAACAAAAAGAAGAUGAAGAUUCUCGAUUGCAUCAAAGUGCUUUAAAUAAGCUCCGACAUGAAUGGACUCUAAGGCUGGAAAAUCAAAUUAAGAUACUUCAGAAGAACAGUGAAAAUGGCAAAGUGCAGGAUAACCUGUCUCCAAUUGAAAAUUUUAGCCAAAACGUCUGACCAGACUUGAUUUUGAUCCUUGAUGUUUCAUUAUGAAUGUGAACAGAUAUUCAUCUGACACCUGAGUUAUAAAUGAGCUAUUAAAGGACACACAUGGGUACUUUUGGUAAGCUGUUUAUCAAACAGCAGCAAAAAAGGAAAAAAAAUAUUAAUUCUUAGUUGAAUAUUAAUCAUUUAUGUAUAUCAUUAAGUUCUACCUGCAGUCUUAGCUACUUAUAUUUGAUCCCUGAUAGCAUUGUAUUCUUUAAAUGGGGGAAAACUGCUCUUUAUUAUGUCAGUUAUCAAUGAAUAUAGUGGUUAACUUUGGCUAAUAUACUGUACUUAUUUGGGUAUCCUGAAAUGUUGUCAAAUGCUUUGGAAUUUUGAGGCUGAAACAAUAUUAGUUUAGGAAAACAAACAGUCUUCUCAUAGGGAUGCAUUAAAACAAUUUAUUUCCCCCCCAAGUUGAAUUCAAUACUAGCUCACAAAUAUAUGUCUGUGGGAAAAAGUGUGUUGAAAGAUGUGUAUGUUUUGCCCGACUGGAAUUUAAAACACUAAGAUACCCCGUUCUACAAAUGGACAAUAAACGCGACUCUUUUUUUAUAUUUUGGUUUGUCAGGAUGGUAUUACAGAUGUAGUAUUAAUUUAAAAAAUAUGUCAUUUUCAGUGCAAUCCUAUCUAUGCCUACUGAACAAAAUGAACAAUGUUCUUGUUAGACUUCCUGCAGGCUCACAUAAAUUUGUAGAGGCUUGUAGCCUUACUAGCCUCUCUGCAGGUUGCACUAGUGAUUCUCUCUUCCCCUCUGCUAUUUUUGCCACUUUCUGAUGGUUGCCAAUGUGAUAUUAUAAUCCAAAAUUAAAAAUGUCUCAGUUGCAAGAAAAACAGUAAAAAGCAAAUUGCCUUUUUUCCUA
Crotalus tigris (Tiger rattlesnake) is the source of this 1443-nucleotide messenger RNA. RefSeq names its product protein FAM240A-like. The transcript has 3 exons. The coding region runs from base 275 to 553 and encodes 92 amino acids. The record is from RefSeq and is a predicted model, not a curated record. Lineage: Eukaryota; Metazoa; Chordata; Lepidosauria; Squamata; Viperidae.